AUGCAAUAGUUUCCAACCUAAGGUGAAUUUUAAGAAGACUUUGAUUUUAAAAAUUCAUCAUUGUUAGGUCAAGGAACUUUUGGAAAGGUGUACAGAGCAAAAGCUUUGAAAUCUCUUCCUCCUGGAAAUUACGCUUUAAAAAUAAUUGAAACAACUAGUGAAUAGGCAUAUGAACUUGCAAUUCAAGAAUUGAACUUAUAUCAAGUGAUCACUUAUCAUUAAAAUGUUAUAAAAGUUUACAAGGUUUACUCAUGGAUAGAGGAAAAGAAAUAUGUUUUAGUAUUUGCUAUGGAAUUAGCGCAUAACAGCUUAAAAGCAGAUAUAGAAGAAAGAAGGAAGGCAUCGUAAGAAUUUGGGGAUAUAAUGCUAAUAGACAUUAUGAAUUAAUGUUUGAAAGCAUUUUAUUAUCUAGCAAAAAACAAACAUUUGUUUCACAGAGAUAUUAAACCAGAAAAUAUAUUAGUAUCUUGUAGAUAACCUUACACAGUUAAAUUGGCUGAUUUUGGAGCGGGUAAAGAGAAUUUUAAUGGUUAAACAAUGCUUAAUACUUUAGUAGGAACCCCAUUAUUUCUCUCUCCAAAAUUAUAUGUUGCCUACUCAACUAACCAGGCAGGGAAAGUAAAACAUGAUUUAGAGAAGAGUGAUGUAUUUUCAUUAGGAAUUACAUUUCUUUAAAUGAUUUUACUUCUAAGUGAUAAAGAUCUAUAAAAAUUGAAUGAUCCAAUUAUAUACGAAGAGAAAACUGGGAAUGCUAUAGAUACAAGUGAUGAUGCGUUGAAGAAAAAAGACUGUUAAGGUUGGAAAAAAUUACAGUUUCAUAUCAGCAACAUAAGAAAUCCUUUAAUAAAGGCUUGUAUCUAGGGUAUGACAGAGUUCAGUGAAAGAAACAGAUUUACGUGGCUUAAAGCAAUAAAAGCACUGAAUCCAGAAUAUGAGGAUGAUGAAAAAGAUUAAUCUGUUUAUCCAGCCUAAAUUCGAGAUGAAUAAACUAAAGCCAUACAAUUUUACUCUAAUUAAUGCAUAACUUUAAGGUAUUUAGGAUCUGUUAAUGAUUUAUCCAACCACAAAAAGAUCAUUUCUGCAGAUAGUUAAAUAUUGGCUUAUUCUAAUGAAGGAGUAAGAUUAAUAUCCUUACAGGGAGUAUCAGAAUGCAUAUUUACUUAAAACGUCUCAUUUUUAUCAUAUAUACCAACAUUAAGUAUUUGUGUUGGGAUCACAUAAUCUGGUGAGAUAUUUGGAGUAAAUGUGAAGAAUAAAACAUUCUAUUGUGAAAAAAUUAAAAAUUUUUAACACGAUAAGAUCACUGUGAUGAAAUAUAUGAGAAAAGAUCUAUGUAUUUUGGGAUCUUAAAGUGGAGAAAUUAUGAUUUUAGCAUUUGAUACUUAGCCACCUUGCGUGAUAAAAAAGUACAAAGAUGUGGAUAGAUCUGUGGUGGAUAUGAUAUAUGACGAUGAAAAUAAAUAGAUUAUUUCAUCUCAUGAGAACUUUAUGAUCUAUGGAAAAUAAUUAGUUUAUGAAUAAUCUGCUAAAUAUCAAUAUGAUUCUUAGAUAGAUAAUUUAUAACUAAUUUCAUCAGAACGUUUUGCUGGAUUAUGUAAGAACCUCUCUCAAAUACCUAUAUUUCACAUUAAGGAUGGCAAUAUGAAUAUACUGCAUAAAUACUAAAUCAAUGGAAAUAACAUACCGUUGGCAUUAACUUUAUCUGAUAAUUAUCUUGUUUGGGUUUGUGAAAAAUAUAUUGGAUCAAUUUAAAUAAGUGCUAAAUUGGGUUAAUAGAAAGAAGAUAACAAUGAUUAACUCAUGGUUAAUGCUUCCAAGCCUGCAAAACUGAUGUGCUUUUUAUAAAUUGAUAAGACUAUCAUAGCAAGUGAUGGAUUAAAACUUCAUAAAUACUAAGUCGGAAAGAAAUAACAAGAUAAGACUGUCUGCCAAGGCUGCUAAACUUUUUGA
Paramecium tetraurelia is the source of this 1950-nucleotide messenger RNA. RefSeq lists its product as uncharacterized. NCBI's taxonomy places the organism in Eukaryota, Ciliophora, Oligohymenophorea, Peniculida, Parameciidae. Gene Ontology annotation, cellular component: cytoplasm; nucleus. The record is from RefSeq and is a predicted model, not a curated record. The transcript is spliced from 9 exons. Gene Ontology annotation, molecular function: ATP binding; protein binding; protein serine/threonine kinase activity. Gene Ontology annotation, biological process: protein phosphorylation; mitotic DNA damage checkpoint signaling.